GCUGCUGCAAGCUGCUGGUGUCGCCGUGACGAUGAUAUCCUCCCCCUCCCACACACACACACUCACAUACACAAACCCACAGCAGAAGAGAGGCAGCAGCAGGCAAGAUGCUGUAUGACGCGAUGGCUUCAGGCUGAAAAAGCAGCACACGCUCACACUCCUGCCUGCGUCGCAGGGAAACAUGGGCUCGUCGCAGGCUGGGCCCACUCUGAACCGGGUCGCAGUCAAAUAGACUCCAGCAUUCACACUAAGGAGCAUCAGACCAGCUCCCACCACAACAACCUUCACAUGGGAAGAAAAGAAUGCUUUGAAUGGACAAGCUGUGGUUCUGUGGAUGCCUGGACCUCUGAACCGACCAGGAGUGAAUGGGAAUGAAGGUCUGACCACGAACUCAAAGGGCUUUUCUUAAGGGGACGGCCUUCGGCUGCUGCCUGACGGCCUUGAGGUUCAGGGGACACAUGGAGGUUUGAUCCCUCAGGUCUGCAGGUACCUCUCUCCUGGUGAAGCAAUGGAAUAAAAAGCCGAAGCCCCUGACGGAAGCACACCCUUGGACCUGCCCCCCCCCCGGCUGAGCGCUGGGAUAAGGGGUGUGUCCGGGGGUUCGGCCCACACUGCAGCCUUGAUGGAGGCCCACCAGCACUCCCCAGACAGCAGCAGCGAGGAGUGCACCGUCCUGGAGGCGCCGCCCGGCAGAAACACCUGCCCCCAGCAUGCAGGGAAGGUGGCCGACCUCUACUGCUCGUCCUGCCAGUGCGCCCUGUGCGAGGACUGUGUGUCGCAGCAUGACCAGCACCUGAAGCUUCCCCUCGGCCACGCGCUGGAGCAGCAGCGCUGCCGCCUGCAGCACGGACUGGGCGCUGUCCAGAGCAGACUCCCUCAGGUCUCUGAUGCCCUGUCCUUCGUUCGGGAAAUCCUCCAGCAGCUGACCAAUCAGAGAGCUUCCAUUGAAGAGGACAUCCAGUCCAGUUUUGAGGACUUGCAUAAACAGCUGGAUGUUCGGAAGAGCGUCCUGCUGAUGGAGCUGGAGGUCACAUAUGGGCUCAAACAGAAGGUCCUCCAGGCCCAGGUCGACGGCCUCGUCCAGGCAGAGGGCGACUUUAGUUCAGCCUGCACCCAAAGCGAGGAAGCUGUGGCUGCAGAGGCCUGCGUGGCGAGCCUGCAGACGGAGCAGGAGCUGGGGGAGAAGCUGGUGGAGCUGGCCAGGCUCAGACUGCCGUAUCAGCCCGAGGAGAACGACCAGCUGGAUCUGCUGAUGGAGACAGACGGCCUGAGGAAGUCCAUACACAACCUGGGGACCAUCGUCACGACCAGUGCGGUGGCGAGUCAGAGCGAGGCUAUGGGUGCAGGCCUGGAGCAGUGCAUUGUGGGACACCCUGCGUCUGUUACCAUAGUAACAAGGGACAAGUCAGGGGGAGCCUGUAAGAGCGGCAACGCAAUUCUGUCAGCUGAGGUGUUCACCCCAGACGGCAGCAUCGUGGAUGGAGAAAUACUGGACCACAAGAAUGGGACAUACGAGUUUGUGUACACGGUGCCAAAGGAAGGCGACUUCUCCUUGGCUCUUCGCCUCUACGACCAGCACAUCAAAGGAAGCCCCUUCAAGCUGACAGUCACCAGGGCUUUGGAGGCAGAGGUGGAGGUGUCUCCCUCCACCACCACAGCUACUAACUCAGCAGCCAACGCCACCCCGUCCACAGGCUCGUCUGAGGGCGCCAAGAGACGGGGAAAGUCCCCGGGUCAGAAGAAGAAGGGCUCCAAGAGGGCCAGCAGCGCCCUGGGCACCCCCCGACGCAAGACCCAGAACCCCAUCGAAGACGACCUCAUCUUCAGGAUCGGGACCAAAGGGAGAAACAAAGGAGAGUUCACCAACCUUCAAGGAGUAGCUGCCUCCUCCAGUGGCAGGAUACUAAUCGCCGACAGCAACAAUCAGUGUGUCCAGAUUUUCUCCAAUGAGGGAGAAUUUAAGAGUCGUUUUGGGGUGCGGGGACGGUCGCCAGGGCAACUGCAGCGCCCCACGGGUGUUGCUGUGCACCCCAGCGGUGACAUCAUCAUUGCUGACUAUGACAAUAAAUGGGUCAGCAUAUUCUCCUGUGAGGGGAAGUUCAAGGCAAAGCUUGGUUCUGGGAGGCUCAUGGGGCCCAAAGGCGUAUCUGUGGACCAGGACGGCCACGUGAUCGUGGUCGACAACAAGGCCUGUACUGUCUUCAUCUUCCAGCUGACCGGAAAGCUCAUCACCAAGUUUGGCAGUCGAGGCAACGGCGACAAGCAGUUUGCAGGUCCACACUUUGCAGCAGUGAACAAGAACAAUGAGAUCAUUGUGACCGACUUCCACAACCACUCUGUCAAGGUUUUCACCCCUGAAGGAGAGCUGGUGUUGAAGUUUGGCUCUAACGGUGAAGGUAACGGCCAGUUCAACGCUCCCACUGGUGUCGCUGUUGACGUUAAUGGAAACAUCAUCGUAGCUGACUGGGGCAACAGCAGAAUACAGGUGUUUGACGGCAGUGGCUCCUUCCUCUCGUACAUAAACACGUCAGCCGACCCUCUGUACGGACCUCAAGGUCUGGCUCUCACCUCAGAUGGACAUGUGGUAGUGGCCGACUCUGGCAACCACUGCUUCAAGGUCUACCGCUACCUGCAAUGAUGGAGGAACGUGAUGGAGGCCGGUUGGACCGUAGAGUCACAUUUGGGAAAUCUUGCAUGACUGAUGUACAGAGAGAAGAGCGAUCACAUGUUACCAUGUCAUUACAUUGUCAGAGCUGCCAUGGAAAUGUGUACAUUUACGAUUGUCGCUGGACAGCAGUGAAGAGGGUUAAGCUAGACGGGAGUGGACAGGAGGACGACCAGCCGCUAGAAGCUUUACAAAACAUGAUGCAUGAAAUGCAGAAGCUGCAACCAACGUCAGUUAUGCAGUGAUGGACUCACAACGUCAAAGUUCUUCUUCCUCUCAGUGGAAAUGGUUUUAAACAGAAGAAAAGCUGAGUUGAUGAGGAAAUGCCCGGAGGAUCCACAGCUGAUGGAUUAAUGGCUAAAUGGGCCCAGAGACAAAGUCCCUGAAAGAACGAGCAGAGGAUGGAUUUAGGGAAAAUUCAUUUGGAUUCAAUGUUCUGCCUUCUGGUCUGAAUAAUGAGCAAUGAGCUGAAAGAGGCCUGUGUCUUGGUUUGGUAUGACGUCAUCACCACAUGUUUCCUGUAUAUUUUAGCACCAACAGUAGCGCUAACAGGAAGCUAACACCGGCUGCCACCUCUUAGAGCUUCUAUGAGGAAAUAACUUGAACCUGUGACGGGAUCAGCUCACAGUGAAGAUGAAGCAAAGAAUGACGGGUUUAACUGUGUUGGCAGACUCAGACCGGGGCCACUUUCAGCCUGCUGUUCAUGGAAUGUUUAUUUGGUUUCUUGCUCGUAUUCUUUAUAACAGAAUAGUCUUUACAAUUGAUUGCUUGACUGUGACUUCUGAAUGAUUGAUUGGCGUACAGCAGCAUCUAUGCUCGCGUUGGGUGUUCAUAUAUUUUACCUGAGAAAUCUGUUCAAAAGAAAAACAUGUCUAUAAAUCGAACUUAUAUAUUUGUGAGAAUACCUUUAAUAAUAUCAUAUGAAAUGUUUAACGUGAUCGACACAUUUGGAAUCAGCGUGUUUCAGUUCCACUCUGGUUUCUGCUCGCAGCGCUAGGACGAGAGCCUGGAGCUGCAUUUCCAGAAUGUAUCCAUUCAUUCGUCACCUUUGCCACGGAGCUAGAAAGAUGUGAAAAUUGUGGGAAUUCUGUUUCUGUUGUUCUUCAUCUACAAGUCUACAUGUUCUGUCAUGACCAGUAGAACGACACCUCAGUGUUCAAAGAGUCGCCACAUACACUGUACCAUAAAUGUUGAUAUGAAACAGUCCUGAUCCCAGUGACAGUCAAACAGUUCAACCACAACCAAGUACAGGAAUGUCACAGAAGAAAAACCAAUGAAAGGACAUUUACAGUAAACAUUGUUCACAGUCUAGUCUCAGGCUUUACCGCUGCAGGAAUAGUUAUUUAAUCAGCAUAUAUUUAUCGUGUAACAACUAGCUUUUUUUUGCAUCAGGUCAUUUAGUUUUAGUUACAGGCAUCAUUCUAAUGGCUCCAUCUCAUUUGAUUGUGUUCCACCAUGUGCAUUAAGGUUCGUAAGUGCCCGUUCCAGUUAACCUUUUUUAUAUUUUGUUAACUGAUCAUGUUGCUAUUUGAUAUGUUUCCUACUGGGUUAUUGCAAGUGGAGAAAUUAGUGUUUUGUAAAAUGGAAGUUGUCAUGUUGUCACCAUGUUAGCAUAAAAACCACUAGAUGCAUUUACAAUAAAGCAAAUCAGUUCAUGUAGGUCAAAUAUGACAUCAGUAAUAAUGAAAAAGCAUCAGCUGAUCAGGUGUGUAGGUUCAUUUUUAAAUGCUAGUAGUAUUUAUUUUAUAGAAUAGGUUAAAUGUAGACAUGCGCCAACUCCAUAGUUGAUUGUAAAUACUGCUUUUGUUACUGAUGCUAAUUUCUGCUUUUACAAAAAAUAGCAAAACCACUUUAGUUACAUCAAUGAGAACAUGUUCAUCAAACCCAGAGGUUCCAGAGAUCAGAGCAUUUCCAUACUUCUGUCAUGUCUGUUGUUUAGAUGUGCAGUGUUGCUAAGUCUCACCCUUGGACCGAGCACCAACAAAAAGGGGAUUUUAUUUGAUUGUUUGAGGAAACCAGACCGGAAACCUUGUUUGCUUAAGAUCCAGCCUUAAUGUCAGCGAAUGUUGUCUCAAUGUUGUUUUGAUGAAUUUGCCUUCAAGUCCCAAUUAUUACUGAAGGAGAGGCGGUCGCCCUCUUGUUCAGAAUCAUAGAAAGAACAAUAAAGAAGCUCCAACUGCACAUCAACACAGAAGAAACCUGGUUGUUCACCACGAUGAGUUUGCAUCACUUCUGGUUUUCCACAGAUAGACGUAUUUCAGAUUCCAGCUCUUAACGUACUGAUGAGUUUCUUCUGGUGUCACUUGCCUGCUUUUAUGUGUAUUUAUUAUCUGUGUCUGGUCCUUGUUAUGGCCUGUCUGAAUAUCCACACAUACACACACACACACACACACACACACACACACACACACACACACACACACACACACACACACACACACACACACUGAAAUAAAGCUUCGGUUCAAACACA
Molecule: messenger RNA, 5138 nt
Organism: Betta splendens (Siamese fighting fish)
Lineage: Eukaryota; Metazoa; Chordata; Actinopteri; Anabantiformes; Osphronemidae
Product: tripartite motif-containing protein 2-like
Exons: 14
Coding region: 623-2638 (671 amino acids)
Biological process (GO): protein polyubiquitination; negative regulation of translation; proteasome-mediated ubiquitin-dependent protein catabolic process
Molecular function (GO): translation repressor activity; protein binding; zinc ion binding
Source: RefSeq, a predicted model, not a curated record